CCGGGGCAAGGCAAGUAUUGCGCCCCUUAACCAGUGGACCGUUAGAACUCCCCGGGUCCCUUCCACCAGUCCAGAAUUUUGCGCCCAAUGCAACCGCCUCGGUGGCCCCGCACACGCUACGCCACUGCAUGGUCUAUGUAGAAAACCAAUUCAAAGGUUGCCACCUCCCACCCACCCCUAAAAUUUGGUGCCCUUGGCCUGGGCCUAGUUGGCCUGUACUUUUACAACAAAAUACAUGUACAAAAAUGUUUUUCUUUCAAUCUGAUUAAAAUUAGCUCUACUGGUCUACCAGUAGAUCUAACAGCUUUGCGUGGACUCCCAUGUCCAGGUGUCAUUUCAUCUCUAAAUAACAACAUAAAUAUCGACCAAUUACACUUCGCCUUUUAUUCAGGAGCAUACAAAAUUGGGCGAGACUAUUUAUGCAAUAGGCGAACUUGUUGGUCUAUUUCAUUCUACAGGUAUUAGUAUUUAACCGGUGGAGCUAAUUUUCAUUAAAUGUUCCCAAUAUACACCAUUGUCUUUUUGUUAUAGACAAACAUAAAUAAUUUUAUUAAUUUAUCUUUCAUUUGUUACACAGGUGCACUUGUGGACAUUGUGAGGUAAUGUCAACAGUGAGAGAGUGUGUGUGUUGUCAAGAGAUAACGCUACUCUCAGACAGGAUCACAUCCCUGGCAGACACGCAUGACAUGAAUGUCCCAUGCAUCACACAGCAUCCAGGAUUCCACACAGUAUGCCUCGAUGAAUGGACCUUGGAAGCUGCGUAUUACUCAUACAGACAAGGUUACAGAGUUGAACAUCCAAGUGGACCUCGGAGAAACCGGUAUGUUGCAUACAGACAAUUUGUCCGAUGGUGUUGGGGAUACCUUGGGAAGGAUGUCAGAGUUGUGCUUCCAUCAUGUGUUGUAACAAAAAUCAGAAACACGUUUCCAAGCCCAGAUGGUACAUACAUUGGGUUUCAGUACUGACGAAAAUGCCUCUUGCUAAUAAUUAUAUCAAAUAACUCCAUAGAUAUCCUGACCCAAGUUAGCAAAUUUGCCCGAGAUGGAACCUCGUCCAUUAGGCUCUUUUCCGUCCCAACCAGUGCCCCAUAACUGGUAUACCAAAGACCAUGGUAUGUACUGUCCUGUCUGUGGGAUAGUGCAUAUAAAAGCUGCCUUUUCAGGAAGAGAAGCCCGUGCAGAGGCGGCAGCUGGUUUCCAGACUCAUUACCUUUGUGGUCUUUAACUAUAUGACGCCAUAUAACCGUAAUAAAAUGUGUUGAGUGUGUCAUUAAAUAAAACAUUUCUUCUUCUUAAAGUCAGCAAGUUCAUAUUUUCAGUUGGAGUUUUCAGCGAAGCGUGUCUUUUGUUGCUUGAUGGCAUCGAUUUUAUUCGGUCUCACUAAACUGUCAGUCAGAUGUGGUGGGACUGGAAACAGAGGUGCUGGUCCAGCUAGGCUUUUCUUCGGCACUUCACUCUCUAUCAUGUCCAUCAAUUCAGCAACGUAAUCUGUUUGUGUAAAUAUGGAAAUAAUAUGGUUAUUUCAAAGGGCUCAUGAAAUUGCAUCCUGUCCAAAUUAUUUGAAUAGGAAAUCUUUAAAAAAUAUUUCAUAUGCUGAAGACCAGCUGUAUAAUUGAAAGUUACACAAUUUUAUAUCCUUUGAAACAACAAUAAUAUAUAUUUAUUUUUUUAAGUUGAAAUCAGGGAACCAUAGUAAUUAACUUUCGUCAUUACUUGUUUUCUAUAUUAUUUCUUUUAAGGGUUUGUUCAUUUAUGAACAUUUUAACCAGGUACAAACAUAUGCUAGGGGUGAGGCGGUAAACACCAGUUUAUACCUUCCAAAAAAAAGAAAGAAAAAAAAAGAAAUGUUUUAUUUAACGAAGCACUCAACACAUUAUAUUUACGGUUAUAUGGCAUCAGACAUAUGGUUAAGGACCACACAGAUAUUGAGAGAGGAAAC
Gigantopelta aegis is the source of this 1938-nucleotide messenger RNA. Its product is annotated as P2X purinoceptor 7-like. Lineage: Eukaryota; Metazoa; Mollusca; Gastropoda; Neomphalida; Peltospiridae. The record is from RefSeq and is a predicted model, not a curated record. The transcript is spliced from 2 exons. Bases 603 to 965 code for a protein of 120 amino acids.